Protopterus annectens (West African lungfish) is the source of this 21384-nucleotide messenger RNA. Its product is annotated as plexin-A1-like. Bases 422 to 6073 code for a protein of 1883 amino acids. Lineage: Eukaryota; Metazoa; Chordata; Ceratodontiformes; Protopteridae. Gene Ontology annotation, molecular function: protein binding; semaphorin receptor activity. The record is from RefSeq and is a predicted model, not a curated record. Gene Ontology annotation, cellular component: semaphorin receptor complex. Gene Ontology annotation, biological process: regulation of GTPase activity; positive regulation of axonogenesis; regulation of cell shape. The transcript is spliced from 32 exons.
CUAUCUCCAGUGACUUCAAAUCGAGGCUGGCUUUCCAUUGGAACCCUGCAAACUGCAUUCCAUUCAUGCUGAGAGGCAGCAGUAACAACUCCAGUUGUAGCGAAAGAAGGCAGCAGCGGGCAAGCAGACGGGAGGGGGAACGGAGGAGGAUUCGAACGACAAGAGCUAUUGGAGCAGGGGAGGGAGACAGCCACGUACUCUGCGACUUCGGUGGAAUUAAUUAAUACUGCUAAUUACACAUUCCAGCGUCAUGGUCAAGACAACAACCUCCCAAGCGGACCGGCUCCCGUGCAGGCUGGCUAAAUCACCAGUGUAGAGGAUGCCUUAAAUGAUGAUUAAAUGUCGGAUUCAGGGAAGGAAGCGUAAAUUUUUCGAUAACUUUCUCAGCUUGAGGAAAACCUGUGCCAUUCACUUCUGAGAGAUGAGGAACUUUCCAAAAGUAUGCUGCUUGGCUUUUUGCUUCCAGACCCUAUUAUUUUUGGGAACUCUUUUGUAUCCCUCAUUGAGCAGACCUGAGCCAUUUAGAACUUUUAACGUCAGUGAGUGGAGUCUAUCUCAUUUGGUAGUCCACAGCAAGACUGGAGAUAUUUACAUUGGGGCAGUAAACAGGAUAUUCAAACUCUCAAGCAAUUUGACUCUGUUGCGUACGCAUGAAACUGGACCAGUGGAAGACAAUGAAAAAUGCUACCCUCCCCCAAGUGUGCAGUCUUGCCCUCAUGGCUUGGUCACCACUAACAACGUGAACAAACUGCUGCUAAUUGACUACUCACAGAACUGGCUGAUAGCCUGCGGCAGCACCUCUCAGGGCAUCUGCCAGUUUCUCCGGUUGGAUGACCUCUUCAAAUUAGGUGAGCCCCAUCACCGCAAGGAGCAUUACCUCUCAAGUGUGAAUGAAUCAGGUACAAUGUCUGGUGUCAUCAUUGAGUCUUCUGAUGGUCAGAACAAGCUGUUCAUUGGUACCCCUAUUGAUGGGAAGAGUGAGUAUUUUCCAACAUUGUCAAGUCGAAAACUGAUGAAGAAUGAAGAAGACGCAGAAAUGUUUGGCUUUGUGUACCAGGAUGAGUUUGUUUCAUCUCAACUUAAGAUUCCCUCUGAUACCCUCUCCAAGUUCCCAUCAUUUGACAUCUACUACAUUUACAGUUUUAGCAGUGAACAGUUUGUCUAUUACAUGACCCUUCAGCUUGACACUCAACUUACCUCACCAGAUUCUAGUGGAGAACAAUUUUUUACAUCCAAGAUUGUCCGUCUCUGUGUGGGUGAUCCCAAGUUUUACUCUUAUGUGGAGUUUCCCAUUGGUUGCACCAAAGACGGAGUGGAAUAUCGGCUUAUUCAGGAUGCCUAUUUGAGCCGUUCUGGCAAGUUGUUAGCAAAAUCUCUGGGCAUUUCAGAAGAUGAGGAUAUCCUGUUCACAGUUUUUGCACAAGGCCAGAAAAACCGAGUCAAGCCACCUAAGGAGACAGCCUUGUGCCUCUUCACCUUGCGGCAGAUCAAGGAGAAAAUAAAGGAGCGUAUUCAAUCCUGUUACAGAGGAGAAGGAAAAUUAUCCCUUCCAUGGCUGCUCAAUAAAGAGCUGACUUGCAUCAACUCGCCUUUACAGAUUGAUGCGAAUUUCUGUGGUCAGGACUUCAACCAGCCAUUAGGUGGAACAAGUACCAUCGAAGGGACUCCUCUUUUCAUUGAUAAGGAUGAUGGAAUGACCUCUGUCGCUGCUUACAGCUAUAAGAGUCACACCGUGGUCUUUGCUGGGACUAGAAGUGGCAGAAUGAAAAAGUUUUUGGUGAACAGUGUGGGGCAGAUGGCAGCACUGUAUGAAAAUGUUGUAGUGAAUGAAGGAUCACCAAUUCUGCGAGAUUUAGUUCUGAGUCCAGAUUUCCAGUUCAUUUAUGUCAUGACAGAGAAACAGGUGAGCCGUGUGCCUGUUGAGAGCUGUGAACAAUAUGAGACUUGUGAAGCGUGUCUAGGGUCCCGUGAUCCCCAUUGUGGAUGGUGCGUUCUACACAACGUAUGCUCUCGGAAGGACAAAUGUGAGAGAGCAAAUGAGCGCCAGCGCUUUGCCUCAGAAUUGCAGCAGUGUGUCCAGUUGUCUGUAUUACCAAAGAACAUCUCUGUCACCAUGUCUGAGGUUCAGUUGGUUUUGCAAGCGUGGAAUGUCCCGGAUCUUUCUGCUGGGGUGAAUUGCUCCUUUGAGGAUUUCACUGAAAGUGAGGGAAGGAUAGAGGAAGGAAGGAUUUUCUGCAUUUCACCGUCUGCAAAAGAUGUUGUCCCCAUCACCAAGGGUCAAGGAGAUAAGAGAGUUGUUAAGCUCUACCUGAAAUCCAAGGAAACGGGGAAGAAGUUUGCCAGUGUUGAUUUUGUCUUUUACAAUUGCAGUGUCCAUCAGUCAUGCUUAUCCUGUGUAAAUGGCUCAUUUCCCUGCCACUGGUGUAAGUACAGGCACAUCUGUACUCAUAAUGCUGCAGAUUGCUCAUUCCUUGAAGGCCGUGUCAAGAAGCCAGAGAGUUGCCCACAGAUUCUGCCUUCCACUCAGAUCUACAUCCCCGUUGGUGUGGUGAAGCCUAUUACAUUGACCGCCAAGAAUCUGCCUCAGCCACAGUCUGGCCAGCGGAACUAUGAGUGCAUUUUUCACAUCCCGGGCAGUGUAACAAGAGUUCCAGCUUUGAGGUUCAACAGUACUAGCAUCCAGUGCCAGAACAGUACGUACUUCUAUGAAGGAAAUGACAUCAGUGACCUUCCCGUCGGUCUCUCCGUGGUCUGGAAUGGAAACUUUGUAAUUGAUAAUCCUUCUAAUAUUCAAGCUCAUCUCUACAAGUGUGCGGCUCUUCGUGAAAGCUGUGGCCUGUGCCUGAAAGCAGACCCCCGUUUUGAGUGUGGCUGGUGUGUAGUAGAGAAGAGAUGCACUUUGCGUCAGAGUUGUACAGACCCAGAUGGUGAUUGGAUGCAUGCCAGCAGUGGGAAGAGCACAUGUACUGAUCCUAAAAUCUUUAAGCUGGUACCGGAGACUGGACCUAAACAAGGAGGUACAAGGCUGACAAUUACUGGUGAGAACCUGGGUUUGAAAUUUCAAGAUAUCCAAACUGGAGUGAAAGUGGGAAAGGUGACAUGCAGACCUAUAGAGGGUGAAUUCAUCAGUGCUGAACAAAUUGUAUGUGAAGUUGCAGAUGCUACAAAUUAUAGGCCAGAAGAGGCAUUUGUUGAAGUUUGUGUAAGAUCAUGUGAGCCAAACUAUAGAGCUGUCUCAGAAAAAACAUUCACUUUUGUGGUACCUUAUUUCAACAGAAUAACUCCAGCUCAAGGACCGGUCUCUGGUGGAACUCUGAUAACUAUCGCAGGAAGACAUCUUGAUGCAGGAAGUGAUGUAGCCAUUUAUGUUGGAGACCGGGCUUGCACAUUUGAAAGGAGGAGUCAGCGAGAUAUUGUUUGCAUCACUCCAUCAGGCCAGGUUGUUAGAGAAUAUUCAGUUAUGGUCAACAUUAACCGGGCUGUCCUGAGAAAUGAAGAUGUUAAGUACGUUUAUACAGAGGAUCCAACCAUUCUUAAAAUUGACCCUGAAUGGAGCAUUGCCUGUGGAGGAACUGAUCUGACAAUAACAGGCACCAACUUAAUGACAAUAAGGGAACCAAAGAUGCGUGUAAAACUUCGUGGCACAGAGUCCUUCAGUAAUUGCACAGUUUACAAUGAUACCACCAUGGUCUGUAUGGCUCCUUCCAUCUUUCAACCUGACAGAAAUCUUCCUGAAAGUGGAGAACAACCCGAUGAGGUUGGCUUCAUCAUGGACAAUGUUCAAGCUCUGCUUAUUGUCAACAACACUGGUUUUGCAUAUUACCCAAACCCAAGCAUCGAUCCGCUGAGUCCUGCAGGGAUCCUGGAAUUGAAGCCUGGCUCUCCUCUCAUCCUUAAGGGUCGAAACUUGAGUCCAGCUGCUCCUGGUAACAUGAAGCUGAACUAUACUGUGUUGAUUGGUGAGAUCCCAUGUGUGGUAACCACAUCUGAAACUCAGCUAAUGUGUGAGACUCCAAACCUCACUGGACAGCACAAAGUGACUGUCAUAGUUGGCGGUUUUAGCUACUCGCCAGGAAUGCUGCAGAUCUACUCAGACAGUCUCUUGACACUACCAGCCAUCAUUGGGAUUGGAGGAGGUGGGGGUCUGCUUCUGCUUAUUAUCAUUGCUGUUCUCAUCGCUUACAAACAAAAGUCAAGAGAUGCCGACCGAACAUUAAAGCGACUCCAGCUUCAGAUGGACAACUUGGAGUCAAGGGUGGCGCUGGAGUGCAAAGAGGCUUUUGCUGAGCUACAAACAGAUAUCCACGAGCUUACCAGUGAUUUGGACGGUGCUGGCAUUCCAUUUUUGGACUAUCGGACGUAUGCUAUGAGAGUUCUGUUCCCAGGCAUUGAAGACCAUCCAGUCCUGAAAGAGUUGGAGGUACCUGCCAACGUGGAGAAAGCCUUGUCACUUUUUGGACAGCUGCUGAAUAAGAAACACUUCCUACUAACUUUCAUUCGCACCCUGGAGGCCCAACGCAGUUUCUCCAUGCGUGAUCGUGGCAAUGUUGCUUCUCUCAUUAUGACAGCUUUGCAGGGUGAGAUGGAAUAUGCCACUGGUGUGCUGAAACAGCUUCUCUCAGACCUUAUAGAGAAAAAUCUGGAAAGCAAGAAUCACCCAAAACUCCUGCUAAGAAGGACUGAAUCAGUGGCAGAGAAGAUGCUGACAAAUUGGUUUACCUUCCUCCUCUACAAAUUCUUGAAGGAGUGUGCUGGAGAGCCCCUUUUCAUGUUGUACUGUGCAAUAAAACAGCAAAUGGAGAAAGGGCCUAUUGAUGCCAUUACAGGAGAAGCACGGUAUUCCCUGAGUGAAGACAAAUUGAUACGCCAGCAAAUUGACUACAAAACUGUGACACUGAACUGUGUGAACCCCGAAAAUGAGAAUGCACCUGAAAUACCUGUGAAGGUUCUGAACUGUGACACCAUUAUGCAGGUGAAAGAAAAGCUUCUGGAUACAGUAUACAAAGGAGUGCCAUAUUCACAGCGGCCAAAGGCUGGGGACAUGGAUCUUGAGUGGCGUCAGGGAAGAAUGGCUCGAAUCAUCCUACAGGACGAAGAUGUUACAACCAAGAUAGACAAUGACUGGAAGAGACUCAAUACUCUUGCACACUAUCAGGUAAAUGAUGGCUCCGUUGUUGCUCUAGUUCCCAAACAGACUUCAGCCUACAACAUCUCCAACUCCUCAACCUUCACCAAAUCCCUCAGCAGAUACGAGAGUAUGUUACGGACGGCUAGUAGCCCAGACAGUCUCCGAUCCCGAACACCCAUGAUAACACCAGACCUGGAAAGUGGAACAAAGUUGUGGCAUCUAGUGAAGAAUCACGAUCAUAUGGACCAGCGGGAAGGUGACAGAGGGAGCAAAAUGGUAUCCGAGAUCUACUUGACUCGGCUUUUAGCUACAAAGGGUACAUUACAGAAGUUUGUUGAUGACCUGUUUGAGACGAUAUUCAGCACUGCACACCGUGGAAGUGCUCUGCCUCUUGCUAUUAAGUACAUGUUUGACUUUCUCGACGAACAGGCAGAUAAACAUCAGAUUACAGACUCUGAUGUCAGGCAUACUUGGAAGAGCAACUGUCUACCUCUGCGUUUCUGGGUGAAUGUGAUCAAGAACCCCCAGUUUGUGUUUGAUAUUCACAAAAACAGUAUAACUGAUGCCUGUUUAUCUGUGGUGGCGCAGACAUUUAUGGACUCUUGCUCAACAUCAGAACACAAACUGGGUAAGGACUCACCGUCCAACAAACUACUCUACGCAAAAGACAUUCCCAACUACAAGAGUUGGGUUGAGAGGUAUUAUGCAGAUAUUGCAAAAAUGCCAGCGAUAAGUGAUCAGGACAUGAGUGCCUACCUAGCAGAGCAGUCACGGUUGCACCUGAGCCAGUUCAACAGUAUGAGUGCACUGCAUGAACUCUACACCUACAUUGCCAAGUAUAAGGAUGAGAUAUUGACAGCCCUGGAGAAAGAUGAACAGGCCAGAAGACAGAGGCUGAGAAGUAAACUUGAGCAGGCCAUCGACACAAUGGCUCUUAGCAGCUGAAGUACCCCUCUGGAUGAUGGACUGACACUACAGCAGCGGAAACAGAGAUGGGGAGGACUUGAGCAGUGCACACUCUGGAUACCAGCAGGAUUGAGCGCACACACAAACAGACACAUUCUGUAAACAGCCUGUUCCUUUUUCUGAACAUGAAAGCAGCAUUCACAAGAAAAAAAUACAGGAUCGUUCAAGGAGUUACACUUUUGCUUUUAUGAUGUCUGCAAAGAAUUGAGAACAAACUCUGUGUGAUACACAAGGGCGAGUAGGUUCGACUUGGCUGGUUCCCUGGUCAUGUGACUCAAGUCAUGUGAUAAAGGCUGGAUGGGACUGCGCUAACUCUUGGACAGUGUUUACUGUACUUGUUUGCCUACUCUCUCCAGCCUCCUGCCACCUAGUGUUAACUGCUAAAUUUGCACAAUUUGCAUACUGAAAACAUUUUUAUGGAAAAAAAGUUUUAAAAGAACAAAAAAAAAAGUGUUUUGAAUUUUAAAUAAAGUCGAAGCAUUGAUAUUUGGAGGGGAUUAAAGAAAAAGUUCUGUAAGAUUUGUUAUUUCAGAACGAUAACAAUUUGUCCAGUGCCAUGUUUUGUUUGAAUGUUGUUUAGUGCAAAAAAAAAAAACACUUUUGUUAGGUAAAAAUAUAUGCUUUAAUUGAAACGUUCCAUACCUAAUUACCGAAGGGUACAAAGAACACAAAGACAGGUGAAGCAAAAGGAAGAGGAUGCUAGAAGGCAGGCCCUGUUGCUUUGUUGUUUUUAAGGAAAAUAGACUAAUAGCUGUUCUGGAGCUUGGUUGGAUGUUGUAUUUCAAAUGUUUGUGGUUAUACCUUCAUCUUCAGCAAAAAAUUCUUCCACCUUUUUCUUUGUGUCAUCUUGACGACAAAAAAAAAAAAGAAAACCAAUAUGAAGGAACUUUGUAACUAUCCUGCUGAUGAAUGCUUAGGGGUUUUUAAACUGGAACAUUUCUUUUUAUUUAUUUUUUGUAUACUGUGCAUCUUUUUUUCUGUUAGUUUGCCCAGUAAAUUCUUUCAGCAAAAAGAAAAUUCCAUUUAAAUGAAGAGGUAGUAAUGUGGAGAACAAGAUAUAUACUGAAGUGUAUUUAAGUGUGUGACCCCUAGAAGACUGACAAAUGUGCAUAAGACAGUUGGUGCCGAAUGUGAAUGUCCCUGUUGAGUUGUAGCUACAGCUCUGGUUGAAAAGACCAAGUGUAGAGUAGUAAACCUGAAAACUUACUGUAUGUAUCAGUUGCCGGCACAUUCUUCACUUGCACACACAUUUUGUUAACCUCCAUGAGGUUCAUUUAACAUCCCAUUUAGGCACAUUGUGGACAUUUUGUCCCCUUUUCGCAGUGUUGCUGACAGCCGUUUUCAGGAUGCUAGGGCAGGGAAAUGCAUCAGUACUCUGAUAAUUGUAUCAUUGUGAACUAGCACCAUUAAAAAACUGCAGGCAUGAAUGGGAUCAGGAAGUGAGUAUGACAUCUUUCACUAGGCUUUGGUGUCAAUUUUUUUUUUUUCUUUCUGAUCAUUCAUUUUUUGCACACAUAUCAAACAGCUUCUACAGCACCAAGUAAUCCAGAAUGCCUAGUGCCUGUUAGCAGGACCAGUCCCUUUAUUUUGUAAUCUCGAGUCAUCUAAUUUUGUCAGGGUGCAUGCAUUGUUGGCUAUUGUGCCACAACUGGGGUGAAUAUCUGCUAGAUAGAAUUGUUCAGCAGUGUAUUGCAGUGAAUGGCUAUGUCUAGUAUUUGAGUGUAGAAAGCUGAAUCCCCGUUUAAAAACUAAUUCUAAUGUGUGGAUUUUAAGUAUGCUUCAGAUUAGUCCCUGAAAGGAGUAGCAUAAUUCCCUGUAGCAUGAAAUAAAUUUUUUUAAAAGAAAGUAAAACGUGAAAUUUUAAGCUGUAUACGUACACAGGAAGGAGAUAUUUAGCUAUUACAGUAAAAAGGUAAGGCAAAAAAAAAAAAAAUAAGAAAAAAGAUUGGGCGAGUGUGAAUGAAGUCGGUGUUACCUUGGCUAAAAACAGAAAAAUAAAGGAUAUUUUUUCAUGCGAUCUUAAGAAAGGUGUUGAGUAUAAGAAGUGGAUGUAGUAGUUACUGGUUUGCUUUGCUUCUGGCGGUCAGUUGUAGGUGAUGUGCAUUUAGUUUUGGAUUCUGUGAGUAUUGUUUUCACACUGGCUUUUGCAUGAAUCCCUGCUGGAUUUUUUUUUCUGUAACAUAGGUAUCCAUAAUUGGGCAGAAAGCAUUUUUACGAGUGGCAGAUAUCUAUUUUUGGAGGGGGGAGGUUAAUUAAUUCCAUUUUAUUGCUCUCCACCUGAUUUGCCAAUUUGCCUUUUUCAUUGGAAAACAUUUUCUUUUUUUGUUUUGAUGAUUAUGCUUCUGUCAUAACUCAUGGCUGACCAUGCCUGUCUGAGCUGUGGCACAGUCAUAUGAUGAGGAAAGAGUUGCUGAUUGGAUACAUAGGAGGAGAAAAAAAGGCCAGGGGGCCUUCUGAAAAAGUUGGGAAGCAGAUGCAUGCAUUUGGAUCUUUUGUGUUAGAAUAAUUUAUCAUUCAUCACAUGUUCUGAACUGCUUUAGAAUUAUGCUGUGCAAUGUUUAACUGACCACUUACAGUGCACAAUACGGUCAUUGGGUAAGUCACUUCCUAUGUUUGCAGUAAUUUUUGAUAAUUAAAUUGAAUUAUCAGAUGGAGAUCUGUGACUCUUGGCUUUUUCUCAUGUACAACAGAUUUGAAUUUUUUCAUAGGUUUUAAAUUGGACUAAAAAAGCUUGCAUUACUGCCGAAAAAUAUAAUUUAGAACUGGGGCAAGCCAAGUGUUUCUUCUAUUAAUCAUAUAGAUAUUCUGUGUUUUUUCUUCCCAUUUUUUAUAUACUUGAGCAUUAAACAAUGGAUUUUUUAUUUUUCAAAACUUUGCACCUCCUCCUCCUUUCUCCUCUUCUGUUCCUCCUCAUAUACUCGUAGAAGGAUAGGGACCUGGCCUAGGACUACAGUUUUGUGUUAGAAAAACUGACAUUAUCGCAUUUUGAGCCAGCAGAUUCUGUAUCUAAAAUUCCUUGCAUGGUAAGCAGUGUUCCUGACUGUUGUCAGCUGUUGCUUCUGAGUUACAAGCCCUCAUGUACAAGGAGCCUUUCCUGCAGUUUCAUAGAGGUAUGGUAAUGCUGUGUAUUCGGCCCUCCUGUAUGCUGGAAGUAAUUAAAGAGGUAGCUCUUGAACCAAGCUUCUUAACUUUGUUUCUAAUUCUGAAAAUAGAGAAGAAAGAAUCCUGCACCUCCUUGGAUGUACAUACAGGUGAUGUGGUGCAUAAGCAGACAUGGUGGAGCACAAUGUUACCACCUCUGCAGAGAAGCCAAGAGGGUUAUACCAGAGACAUACAAUGAGACUGCAGACAGGUAUUGGUCUCUGAACAAAGUAGUAGCUUGGAAUGUGUUCCAGAGGUGAAGACACAUUUGCAGUCUAUUUGCUUCACCAUUCAACACCAGAUGUGAUGGUUUGUUCACUGUCUUCUCCAAAGAAGUACAAGCCCUCAGCAGAUGCAUUCUCCCACCUAGGCAGAAGUAAGCAUUGCAGAGAAACAAAUAGUCUUUGUCUUUUGCAAAAAACAAGUAUGCCAGUGACAAAACCAUCUAUUUCAAACUUGCUUGCACCUUGCAUUAACCUUUUGUUAUGGAACAUAUGGUAAGCCAUUACAGGAGAAGGGACCUACCCUAUUCUGCAAGGGGCAUUGCUACUACUGCAGCUUUCUUGACAUGGGUUAGCAGCAAUGUUAUCCUGCAAGAUGACACUUGGUCCUCAAUUUUUACUUUUUCAAGGCAUUAUAGGUUUGAUGUGAGAUUUGGGGCUAGUACUGUGAUUUUGCUGCUGUUCUGAAGGGCAUGUACCAUUCCUAGUCUGGGCUCUGAGUCCGUCACCCAGUUUGCCUGGAUAAGCUUUAGAAAGCUUCUUCACAAGAUCUGACUGCAACAAUGACCAACAAAGUGCAUAGUACAGUUUUGUUGGCAAUUUGCCACAGUUGUAGAUGUCUGUUUGGUUACUCUUGCAGCCAUGAUGUUCUUUGUGCUUCACUGUUGCAAUUCUAACUUAUGGGAUUUCCUGCUUCUGUAGACCUUGGUCAGCCCGACUACCAGAGUAAAUAAAAUCCCUCCUUCCUGGGCUGUCAGAUGCCCUACCCUGAUGUCAGGAAGGUUGGAUAUAAAAGGAGCCAGCUGAUACCAUGACCUCAGUCUUUCUUGCCGUCACAGCCUGAACCAGUUGUGCGUCAGUUGGUCCACACAGGAGUGAGAAAUUCUUCAAAGCAGUGUACCCCAUUGGGGAACUCUUCCUUGUUUGUGACUCAUUUCAGAUAAAGGUAACAAUUGUCUCCCUUGUGGUAAACAAAUCCCACACAGAGACUUUCAUACCUUGUGUGUCACUUGUUUAGGUCCAAACCAUGACAUCCCAAAUUGCCAUCUAUGUACCAUUUUCAGUACUAGGACUAUAAGGUGCAGGACUGAAGUCUUGUCUAAACACCUUAGUCAGCAAUCCGCUUCCCAUUGUUCAAUGGUGUGCCAGUACCUCAAGGCUCAUUAUUGCAGAGGAAGGAGACGAACCUUCGCAGCCCCCUUCUGCAAGCAAGGUGGUAGAGCAAUCCUCUGUCGAGACCCUUUCGGUGUCCAACAUGCUGUCAGGUCCCUCAACUUCAACUCUGGCCUUGGCGUUUGGUUCGUCGAUAGGGUCCAAAGUCACUAAGCAGACCUCUACUUUCAGCUAAAGAUCCUCAACAGACUAUGUCCCUUCUGGACAUUCACCAACAUUGGAUGUUUCUUUCAAAGAAAUUGUUGUCAGAAUAGCAGGCGUUCACAGCCCAAGACCAAAGUUACAUCUAAAAAGAACUUGACCAUAGGCACUGUGCCAAGACCUGCUGUCUCCUGCCCCACAGGUUAUCAGCAGGAUUUGGUCAGGUUGGCAGAGGACCUUAUUUCUUUAGUCAGAGGCAGGCAACCUCCCCCAUGAGUCUUCACCAGGAAAUGUAAGAGGGACCCUGCACCCGAGACCUUGUCAUAUCCCCCGAUUCAGAUGAAGACUCUGAUCACAGGGACUCUGUCCUUGAAGAUAAACCCUUCUUUAUCUCCUUUGAGAAUUCUGAUUCAGAAGAGGUGCUGUCCUCAUGAGAUGUAGCAGAAGGUAUUACCUUUGGAGAAACACUGCAUGCCACAAUAUUUUUUCCAGUGGCAGGCAUAAGAAUACCCCCACUCUAAAAAGAGGGUAAGGGAAUUCCUCGAUCUCCCACAACAGAAACCCUUAGCUUUUCCUUCAGUUUUAGAAGUGCUAGAAAAUGUCUUCAUGGAAUCCUCUCUCAAUCCAGACUGCCUUUCCCCAACCCCUUGUAACCCUGACCAGUUUUGCAGGGUACUGGACUCGCAUAAAUUAUUUUUUUCAGUACUCCUCUGCUGGCCCAGAGGUUGUCACCCCAAGCCCCAGAGCUAGUACUUCCAAAAAUCGAAAGCAAGGUCCUUGACACAUUUGGGAAAAAGGUUUACACUUCCUCUAUCCUGGCAAUGAGGGCCCUCAGUUGCCAAUUGCAAAUGAUAAAAUAGCAGAGUAUUUUGGAAAAAAUGAAGCAAAAGAUUUCCUUCCUGGGGGGGCAAGAACACCUCCAAGGAAUUGCUAGAUCUGUCAUUUCCAUUUCCCAGGUAUCUAGGCACUCCUUGCACUCCGGAUAUGAUGCUGUAGAGGCAUCUUCCCAAGCUGCAGUCUCUGGCUCAGCCAUCAGAAGGCAUGCUUGACUUAGGGAACAGACAUUACCAGAACAUGUCAGAUCAAAGCUGCUAUAUGCACCCCUGAAUAAGAACUCCCUUUUUGGACCAAAGGCUGAGGCUAUGUUAAAAAAAGAUGGAGGAUAAAUCAAAAUCCAUGCAAACAGUCCAAGACUUCCUCCAAGUCUAACCAUCUAGGUUGAGUAGUAAUUUUCCCACUAAGCACUGGUCCUUUCCCUCCCAGUCAAACCCAGUCAGUGGAAGCCCUAAGAGAAAGGCCUCAUAGACAGCAGCAAUCACAGAGGGCAAGGCAGUGGUCCUCAGGAACACCCAGGCUGGGGAGUUCUAGGCCACAGGGCCCAAGCAGAAAUAAGCAAUUACUCGUACCACACCCUGUCCUCCAACCCCAGACAAGAUAGGAGAAAGAUUAGGAGGAAGACUUUCAAGGAAAACUGAGCCCUCAUCAUCUCUGACAAGUGGGUUCUGGAAGUAAUCUCAAAUGGCUCACUUUCAAAGAACCAUUAAGAUUCUCAGGCUAUGUGCCACAAAAUGAAAGGGCAGAGGCCACUUCUCAGGUUCACAACCUGUGCUUGGCUUGCAGGGCUGUGUGGAACCAGCACCAGGUAGGAAAAGGGUUUUAUUCCAGACUAUUCCUGGUCCCCACAAAAGAAGUCUGUUGGUGCCCUAUUCUGGAUCUGUCUGUCCUCUAUCAGUCCCUUCUAGUUUUCAAAAUGCUUACUCUUCAAAAGCUUCUUCCCGUGAUCAUUCCUCAGGCUCUAAUGGUCACCUUAGACCUGAAAGAUUCCUACUUACAUAUCCCAAUAGAAGAAUCCUGCAGAAGUUUUCUUCACUUCAGAGCAGGUGCCAGUCACUUUCGGUUCUCUGCACUUCCCUUUGACUUGUCUACUGCUCCCAAGGUCUUCACAAAAUGUUUGACCACUGUGAUCACCUUCAGCAGAACAAGAAGCAUCCGGAUUUACCCUUAUCUGGAUGACUGCCUUAUUCAGGCCAUGAGUCAGUCCAUCCUCCACAAGGAUCUUGCCUUCAGUCAGACCCUACUCUCUUCCCUAGGGUAAACCAUAAACCUCGACAAAACCAACACAAACCCUUCCACCACAAUAGUUUAACUGGGGGCAGUGCUGGAUUUCUCCCUCCAGAAGGCCUUCAUUCUCCAAGACAAGGCUUCCAUCUUAACCCAAUACUUCCAGGACAUUAUGCAGAAGCAAUGCCUCUCAGCCAGGGAAUUCCUCAGAGCACCAGGCUACAUGGUAUCUUGUAUACUAAUUAUCCCUCUUGCCAAGCUACACAUGAGGAAGCUUCAGUGAUACCUCAAGAAUUUAUGGUGCCAGAACUUAGUCCCUGGAGAUGGAAAGCCAUGUAAUUCACUGCCUCAGGGAGGAAUUGGGAUGAGCAUGAACAUGUGCACAGAAUCAGCGUCGCCCCUUCUGGUUCAUCUCUCAGAGCCAGACCUUAACCACGGAUGCAUCAGACAUAGCCUGGGGAGCCCAUUUACAGCACUUCCUAUUCCAGAGCAAAUGGGAACAGCAGUUCAGACACAAGCACAUAAAUUGGAAGGAAUUGAUGGCAAUACAGAAAGGCAUGGUGGCCUUCAAGGAUCACUGGAAACCAGGGUUUCUACUUAUCAAAACAGACAACACAAAAGACGUGGUACAUAAAUAAACACGUAGGGACCCACUCCUACCCUCUUUGACAGCUGGCAGUGCAGAUCUGGGAGAUGGGCGAUGCUAUAGGGUUGUACCUCAUAGCUCAGUACCUUCCUGGGGCUCCGAACACUCUAGCAGACUGCCUCACAGACACUUCAUGGCUUCCCACGAGUGGCAGCUGCAUCAGGAGACUCUUGUCAGCAUAGUCGAGAAAUGGGGGAUCCCUCAGAUAGACCUCUUUGCCACCAACAAAAAUGCUCAGUUAAAGAAAUUCUGUUCCAGGAGCAAACUUCACACAACCUGGAGGACAGAUGCCUUCUCCUUCCUCUGGAGCCACCUGUUUCUUUAUACAUUUUCUCCCCUGCCUGUCCUUCCAAGUGUCCUCUUAAAAAUCAAGGAAGAAGGACCAAGGGUCAUCCUGAUCACUGCAGACUGGCCCAGGCAGCACUGGUGCCACGUGCUAUUGAGUUUGACCACAGAAAAACCUUGGCAGUUACCUCAGAAAGUGGAUUGGCUGACUCAGGGAAAGGGAAAGUUUGUGCACCCCAGCCUGCAAACUGUCAAACUCUGCCUGGAUAAUUCAUCAAAAUUCUACUCUGAGAACUCCCUGAGUAGUCAGGUUCACUUAAUAUCCUCAGAGUCUAGAAGAUCCAAUACUAGGAAAACAUACUCUGCCAAGUGGAAAAGAUUCUGUAUUUGGUGUCAGCAUUAAGGCCUCAACCCUGUCUCAACCAACAUUUCAGCCAUUUUGGAGUAUCUAGCUACCUUGGUGGACAAAGGCCUUUCCUUCUUAUCCAUUAAGAUUCACAGAUCUGCUAUUUUAGCCCACAUCCCUCCUCCUGUCUUUUCAAACCCCUAAUGAAACAGUUCCUUAGGAGGAGUGCUGCAUGUCAGACAUCCCAGGAGGCAACUUACCCCUCAACUUUGUUGUAGAAAAAUUGACCUUACCCCUCCCCCUUUGAACCAGCUGCUUCUGCAGAUUUAAAAAUCUUGACCUGGAAGACUGCCCUUUUACUGGCCAUCAUGUCAGCUAGAAGGGUCUGUGAGUUCCAAGACCUCAUGGCAAUGUAACCCUUACUUAUCUUCCACUCAGAGUUUCACUCAGAAAUAAUCCAUCCUUUAUGCCCAAGGUGGUCACACAUACUUCCCUGAACCAAGCCAUACAUUUGCCUACUUUCUUCCCCAAGCCAUAGAACCAAGAGGAAAGAAUCAUUCACUCCUCGGAUGUACGCAGCCAACUUCGUUACUACCUUGACAGGACUAAACCUUAUGAAAAUCAGAACAACUUUUGUUUCCUUUGCCUUGUGCUCGGAAGGAAAACCAGUCUCCAAACAACUAUUUCCAAGUGGAUCUCCCACUGUAUUUCUUUUUGCUACACCUACCAUGCAAAAAGCCUCCUGAAUCUGUUAGGACCCAUUCAGCUAGGACCACUUCUACCUCCACUGUGUUUUUGAGGGGAGUACCUACCAAAGACAUUUUGGAAGCAGCUAUCUGGUGCAUACCUUUACCAAGCAGUACCAUCUGCCAGCCUUCUCCAAGUCCAGAACAGGAUUUGCCACUACCAUCUUUCAUGGCAUCCUUUCUUCCCAUUAAGGCACCUUCCACCCUCAUCUCAGCUUUGGGAAUCAUCCCAUAAGUCAGGACUGCAGCAUGUAAAGCACAAAGAACGUAUUAUAGUUGUGUACACUUACCAUAAAUGUAGAUGUUAGAUCCCUCCAUCCCCUUUAUUUUCCUUACAGUAACUACUUAUUUCUCUGUCCUCCUCUUCCAGAAGACCCUCUGCAGUGAUGCUCUACAGGCCUCCGUUCCUCUAACUUUGUCCCUUGCUUAAGGUUCAUCUAUAGGGCUCCUAUCUUUUAGGGGCAAGAAAAAACUGAUGAUGUGAUGUCAGCUGACUCUCUUUAUAACCAACCAUCCUGACUUCAGGGUAGGGCAUGCUCCAGCCAAGGGAGGAGGGAAUUUUUUACUCUGGUAGUUGGGCCGACCAAGGGCUUCCAAAGCAGGAAAUCCCACAAGUCAGGACUGCAACAGUGAAUACACUCAAACGUGUGCAUUUAUGGUAAGUGUACACAACUGUACUUUUUUCAUACUCUUUCUCUCAAUUGCAAAGGGCCCAUAAGUGCUAACAAGCUUGAUAACUGUUGCAGAAUGGUCUCUACCUUAAGGAUUGCAUUCCACAUCCAUUAAGACCGUGCAUCUGGAAUAUUCUUUCUACCUCCCUAAUGAGAUUUUCCCUCUGGCUUGCUUAGAAGUCCUUAGAUAAAGGCAGCACCUGUACUUGCAACAGCUGAGAGCCAUUACUACAGAUAUAUUGUACUUGAGCUGCUCUUAGCAUAAACAGACCAAAUAACAGUGAUCUAUCACACCAAAUAUUCCUUUCCAUUUGGGGAAAGACAGGUGUCUCAAUUUAUCAGGUAGGUGAUCUUGAGGUUACAUAAAGAUGGAAAUCCUCAGCAGUAAGAGGGAUCCCAUUUGGAAUUAUGUUCCGUGUUCUUUCUCAUCUUCAUAAAAACAGGAAACUUGUUCAGACCUGCUGGCUCUAAAAAGUUUUAUAUUCAAAUCUGUAGGUAAACAAAUGUAAGUAAAUAAGUAAAAACAAAAUGCUAAAAAAAGUUUGAGGUGCUCAUAGUUUAGACAUUGUGCAUCCUGCAUAUGCAGAAUGCUUAGCUGCACACCCUAACAGGUUACACAUGCACUAGAAAAGCUUUCAGUUUUGGGUCUUGUCCUCAGGAUUAUUCUUUAUUUUGUAUGCAUUUCUUUCAGAGCUACCUAUGACUUCAGGCCCCCGUACUUUUGUAUCUUUCAACUGUGCUGGAUUCCUUGUGUAGCAGUACACUGAGAGAAUUCUGCUAGAAAAAAAGCAUAUAAGUGUGCAUAAAUAGCUGUGCAAGUAAAGAGGAAACUCUUCAAUCUUUCUGAUCUUGUUAAACCCUAAACAAAGGCUUGGCUACCUUUCAAUCUGUUUGAUCACAGUCAUUUACCUUUACAAAAAAUUGUAUCCUGGAUAUUACAUUCAUGGAUGUAGCAGGUGAUGGCAGGGCUGCCUGCAGUUUUUUCUUUCUUAUUUCUGGCAUAACUGCUGGGAAUCAUUUAAAUAAUGUAAAACUGGCUGGACAUGCUCUGAAGGUGAUUGCUACAUAGCUAACUACUGCAGAUCCACCAGAAGAGAGGAGAUGCCUCAAUUACCUUUCAGAAAUCAUUUGUAUUUGCUGUAGUUCAUUCAGUGCCUUACCUUGACCUGUUAGCCAUAUUCUUUUAUCUUUAUCCUUUAUAAAAUGUUUAACUGAGUUAAAUUAAAACAAAAAAAUGUUGUUGCCUGGUGUAUCUCUCUCUCUGUCUAAAUAUGUACACACAUAUUUAAAGUACAUGUAUAGAUACACACAGUAAUAUAUCAUGCAUAUUUUUCCUAUGCUCAUGUUACACAAGUCUUUAUUGGUGUUGAAUAUAAAAUGGUGAAAGGCUGAGUGGAUAUUUUUUGUUUUGGUAGAUUGGCCAAAAUUCACUACUGUAUGCUUUUGGAUAGUUAUUUUAUUUUGUUUCUCUUGGUUGUUUUGAUAUUGGUGCUGUUCUGUUCUGUUUACCUCACAGAAUUGUUGCUCUUAUGCCUUAAAGAGAGUUGGAAUUUAGGGGCUUAGGGGAGGCCCUGUGUGUUGGUUUGGGAUAUCCAUUGGAUUCAUAGGAUUGACUUCAGUGGUUUGAUUUACGUAGUGAGAAGUUGUGGUUGGAACAUUAUUGUUGUGAGCAGCAUUUGAACAUAGUGUCUUCAUAAGUCAGUAAGUUUCAAUGGUAUGCUCCCCCCCCAAUUGUUUAAGUAGCUUGGUAUGCUUUCUUUGACUCUUACUGUUUCAUUGUUGCAACACAUUUGGCUCCGUGCACUUUUCAAGGAAAAGACAAUGGCUGGCAUUGGUUUUGGCACUGAAGCAUCGUUCAACAGAAAUGUAGUGAAAGAGGCGUGUGACAUACUUGUGUAGAUGUGGUUUGGGAAAACUAUUUGAGCGUGAGGAUUCCACAACAGUAUAUCAGUGUGUUGGAAUUCUGUUUUCUUUUGUAGUAGUUAUCCCUUCAUCUCCCUUCUGUGACGCUCCAAAAAUUUUUGGGAGGUGUAAGGAUGGGGUAGCAGCUCAUAUCCCUUCAAAGCAUUGCAAAAAGUUCCUCAUAUAACUGCUAGGAUGUUAAGUAAGGUAGCAUUGUUAUACAGUCUUUAUACUUCUCUUUCAUGUACUGUUUCUGAAACUCGGAUGAAAAUCAUUGAAAUGAACUAAUUUCUGCACUGUUCUCUCUUGUUUUUCUUUUGUGCUACAUCUGGAACUAGUGGGAUCAUGUUGCAUCACAUCUCACUACAUAUAAAAUGGAUGUAUGGUGUAUUGCCUUAUGAUAGGUCCAGUCUUCCAAAAGUGAUGUUGAAGGGAAGAAAUUGACACAGUAGCUGUCCAAGCAGAGCAUGUUUUAAGUUUUCUUUAAUUUCCUUUCAUUCUGAUUUGCCCUCUUGCUGUGUCCAUGUAGAUUUUGACUUAACCCGUUUGUGCUUCCAAGGACAUACAUUAUGCUGUACCAUUCUUGGUUGAGCUCAUCAGAGUCCACAUAAAAAAGCAACUUUUUAUGUCUGCUUAGACAUAACUUUCCAGUUGGAUUCCACCACACGAGCCUAAAGCUACCAUCACCAACUUCAUACAGGCUCCCCCGACCCAUAGUGUGAACAGAUUAUGUUUCAGUAUACCAUUAUUUCAGUGAUCCGUGCAUGUCAGGGGCAUCAAAUGUGCAUAUACUUUUCACCUUGUUAACACAGUUAAUAUAUGGGUAGUUUGGCUAGUGUUUAUCAAGCCAUAGAGAAUUGUACUCUUUUCCAGGUGUAGCUGGACUGCUUCGUUUGCUACUUUAGGUCAGCAAUUCUGUACUCGGAUGUUCUUCACACAUGUAUAAAUACUGCAGUAAGAGAUUUUGUGCAGAGAGAUGACUGUUCCUGAACUGCAUAUCACUACAUUAUGUUUGCUCCUAGUUUGCUAAAUUAAAUGCAUUUGUGCCAUUUCUUUUCAUUUCUUUCCUUUUUUUUUGCAGUGUAUCUUGAUUUUGUAAUGAGGUUUAAAUUGUACCUUAGUUUGCUGAAUUUGAAAGACUGUUGUAAAAACACAUUGGGACCAUAUAUUUAUGCAACUAAAAUUCUGUCAUUUGUUAUGUUUGAAGUAAAAUCCAACCGCAAUGCAUUUAUUUGUUUCAGUUUAACCGAACAGACUUAUUAAUACAUACUGUGUUCAAACUAGAAUUACUGAUGUUUUCUACAUUGUUAAAUUACAGUAGUUCUAAAUAGAAUGUUUGCAACAGCUCAUCACAGACUGCAUUUCUCUGGUUGUGGGAAUAUGAUGUAGAAAGGAAAAAAUCCACUUAACUUUCAGCAGUUAAUAUGGGCAGGUCCCUGUUAAGUAAAUGAAAAGUCAAAAUGUUGGACGGCCAAAUAUCUGAAAAGGCUGUUCCUCGAUAUCACUAUUUUAAGAUUGCAGUACAGUGAAGACUGGAACAUUUGCCCUUUCCUCACUGUAGUGCAAUCUCGGAGUUGGUAUAUAUAAUUAGCGGGGGGGGGGGGUGCAACCCCCCACAAUACUCAUUUCGAGGAAUGGAUAUUUUCAGAUAUCUGGUUCGACAUUUUGAUUUUUUGUUUAUUUAAUAGAGAACCAAUAUGUGCAUCUCCAUAGCUGCUCUACUGCUGUUUAAAUAAUGCCUGGUUGCUUUUUUUUUCCACCCAGGUUCUUAAACUCAGUUUUUGUUAAGUGCUAACAGAGAACUGCCAUUGUUGAUGGUAGCUACAAACAUGCUCUUUGAGCAAACAUUCUAUUAUAUGAAGAUAUGCUUUAAUGAAAAAGUCUGGCUUAUUGAAUUUACAUUGUUUGUAUUUGCAAGUUUUUUAGUUUUGUGUAAUAGAACUAGAUACAAAAAUUAAGUUGCUGAUGUUUGCUAAAAAUGCUUCUCAUCUCAGGAGUUGUGAAAAAGAAAACUAUUUACAACGAUUUUUUUUCCUGUGCCACAUUAGAUUUAAAGGUACUUAACCUGUUCAGGGAAGACACUUUGUUGUUGAGUAGUAUGGGGUAAAUCAGUUACACAGGCAAGCUCUGUUUUGCUACACAGUUGUUCAGUAAAAAAAAGAAAAAAUAGAUUAGAUUUUUCCAUGUCUAGCACACACAGAUAUCUAGAAUUUUAAGAAUAAGUAUAUAUUAAGUUGCAAUUUAUAUUUUGAACUAAGAUCUGUGUAUAUCUGUGUAGUAAUAUACAUGUAUGUACAUGCUGGCAUGCAAGUCUAUGGAGUAAUGCUUCACUGUUUUUAGUGAUGCUUUGAUAUGCACACAUUGCUGUACAAGGUGCAACUGAGGUGGAUGUAAUAAACAAACAUUGGCAUUUUGCUGUCUUACUAAAGACAGCCAUAAAAAAGGACUCAAAUUUCAAAAAGGUUUUAAUGGAUGACUUAAUAGAUGGCAAGUCUGUAAUAGCACAUGGUUACAGUAGUCCUUAGUGGAAUAUACUAGAAGACAAUAUCCCUGUCAUCCCUGGAUUAAUGCAACAAAAACAUUUAAAAUUGUUGCUGUUUCUUUAAAAUUUUUGUAUUCCUCAAUUUGGGGUUACUGAAACAUUUAUUUGUUGUUUUUCAAUUUGGGUGGGUAGGGAGAGGAGAGCUAUGUUGCGCUUAGCUGGAAGGAGUAUGAAGUACUUCAUACAUUGUAUUAACACUGGUAAAGGCAACUAAUUUAUGGCCUGCCAUUAAGCAAAACUGUUCUGUGAAGGAUGCACAUGUCUUUGUUGUGCUAUUUAGUUGUGAUCAGUCUCAGGAUUUUUAUUAUUUUAUUUGGACCUGUAGAUUACUGCAUGACAAUGCUAGAUUUAGUAAGCGUUACUUUAAGCAAACCUGCAGUUUUGGACCUUAGAAGGACUUUGCCUUUGAGUUUCAUUAUGUUGUCACUAAUUAUACAAAUUGAUUGCUUAUGUGUAUGAAAGGUACUAAACACUUAGUCUGUAUUUAAAGGACAGCUAAAUUUGAUGGCAAAAUGGCAUACCCACACAGUUUGUUUUGGUAGUAUUGUAGAUUUAAACAUUUAUUGCUGCUUUUAAUGUUCUUGAACAGUGCAGGUAGUUCCUGUACGUCCUUACUUUAUUUUGGUGGAUGUCUUUUGGCACAGGAAGUACCUACAACUUGCUUGACCUGUUCACAUCACCUAAAAUUAUUCUUUAGAAACAUAUCAGAUGUUUUACUGUCCAUGAAGCUUUUCAGUACUGAGUGCAGCCUCUGUCUUUUUGAGGAGUCUGCACUGAGUUUUAAUAUAGGGAAAUACCACUUUGUCUUUUUUUUUUUUUUUAAUAAAUUGCCUACCUCUGGGAGGAAGAAGCAGCUGGUUUUUUUGGAAGCAAGCUACUUCAGAUGCAAUUCCUUUCCCAAUUUUAUUAACCACUUGUUCAUGCAAUCACUUUUAAAACUUUGUGCAUGUGGCAAAAAGGAGGGUGGGGAGUGGAGAGAGGGCUACUUUGUGCAUUAGUUACCUUAUGUAAACAAAAUAUUGCCCUAUUUGCUUCCGGAGUGUGAGGAAAUGGGCAGUGUUUACACUUUUUAUGUGGAGUAUAUAGUACAUUUAUAUAUAAGUAUUAACCCAUGACUAUCCUGAAUCCAGGAGGAUUGAUGACCCUGCAUUACACUACUGCUAUUUGGAUUGAAAUUAGCUGUCCUUUGGCCAACAUGGGGGAAGUAAAUAGAAAUGCAAGAGACUUUUAUCCUUAUUAAAAAAAAUAUGUUGAUAGGAUAUGAGAUUCUUAAAGCCUAAAGCGACCGUGUCAGGUUGUCAGUGCUACAGAUUGUGUAAAUAUUCUGCCUACUUCCUAUUUUGAAGUUCUUCAGAUUUACUACUUGUAAAUAAGACACGCAUCAGGAAAAGAAGAUUAAACAUUUUUCUAAAUAA